Amphiprion ocellaris (clown anemonefish) is the source of this 4994-nucleotide messenger RNA. RefSeq names its product upstream binding protein 1 (gene ubp1). The transcript has 16 exons. The coding region runs from base 1090 to 2718 and encodes 542 amino acids. Gene Ontology annotation, molecular function: RNA polymerase II cis-regulatory region sequence-specific DNA binding; DNA-binding transcription activator activity, RNA polymerase II-specific. Gene Ontology annotation, cellular component: nucleus. NCBI's taxonomy places the organism in Eukaryota, Metazoa, Chordata, Actinopteri, Pomacentridae. The record is from RefSeq and is a predicted model, not a curated record. Gene Ontology annotation, biological process: regulation of transcription by RNA polymerase II.
GUGCGUGGUGUUCCCUACAACGUGUGUUAAUAAGUAACUAUUAUUGCUUCCUUCCAGUUAAAGAGACCAGCGCCCCGUUGCUGUGUGUAUAAUAAUAACUGCGGGUGGCUGCGUUUGUCCACAGUGUUCGUCUUUGUUGACAGUAAUGACUCGGUAGAUGUGUUGUAGUUUCUGGGAGGCAGAGCGCAACUACAGUGGACACAAUGACGGAAGCUCCGAGGCCUCUGAUUGGCUGAUCCUGCUGCGCUGGGCACAGGAGGCGGCCUCUGAUUGGCUGAGGGCCGUCCUGGCAUCAUUCCCGAGGCUGGCGGUGGCAGCCCUUGCAGGUUUCACGGACGGACAGUCUGUAUGCUGAGGGAGCCAUGUUGAUGCCUGGUUUUGUGUCAAACGCUUCAUUUUGGAUGGUGAAAGGACUGCGUGGUAAAGACCGGGAGGGGUGAUUCCAGCUCCGCGAUGAGAAGAGGAGCGCCGUCUGGGAUGGUAGAGAGAGCGCCAGAGGAGAGCUGCUCUUAGUGGAUUCAAAGCAAGUGAAGUUGAUGCUAGUUAGCUCCGUAGCUAGGUAGCAACAGCUGUGCGGACGCUGCGUGGGAUGCUGCGUGUGGACUAAAACAAUUUAAUCUCCCCUGCUUGAUGCAUUUUUUUUGCUGAGCUAACGUUAGCCAGAUUGUUUUGAAGACUUUGUGCCUGGAGUAACAACGCGGCUGCUGAAUUCAUGCUAGCUCGCUUAAGCUGCUGUUGUGAAGCUAGCUGCUAGCUAACGUUAGCAUGCUGACAAUCAGCUCGCAUCUUCAGUCACGACUACUUGCUAGCUAACUUAUUGUUACUUUCAGGCACACUGCCAGUCGUGGAGCACCGUGUCGUGUGUUUAACCCCCCCUAAAACCCGAGUGGAGAUAUGGCGGUACAUCCAGUCUCUGUAGAAAGCUACCAGUUCGCCUGCCCUGCUCGCCAAGGAACGGCUAACGGGCUAGCAGCAUAACUUUCCUCUCACGGUGUCACCCAGAAGCUGCACUUCCUCGCAAGCCGACCUCGUACCUGAAGCAAGCUGGCGGCCCUCCGAGUAGAAGCCGAGGACAAGGAGCUGGGGCCGAUGGCCUGGGUGCUGAAGAUGGACGACGCCACCAUCGAGUCGGGGCUGGUGCACGACUUCGAUGCCAGCCUGUCCGGCAUCGGGCAGGAGCUGGGGGCAGGAGCCUACAGCAUGAGCGAUGUGCUGGCUCUGCCCAUCUUUAAGCAGGAGGACUCCAACCUUCCCCCUGAAAAUGAGACCAAAAACCCCCCAUUCCAGUAUGUGCUGUGCACCGCCACCUCGCCUGCUGUCAAGCUGCAUGACGAGACGCUCACAUACCUAAACCAAGGCCAGUCUUAUGAGGUGCGUAUGUUGGACAACAGGAAGCCAGGGGAGCUGCCAGAGCUCAACAACAAGAUGGUGAAGAGCACGGUGCGAGUAGUGUUUCAUGACCGUCGGUUGCAGUACACAGAGCACCAGCAGCUGGAGGGCUGGAAGUGGAAUCGUCCUGGCGACCGUCUCCUUGACAUCGAUAUUCCAAUGUCGGUGGGCAUCGUGGAGCCGAAGACUCACCCCUCCCAGCUCAACGCCGCGGAGUUUCUGUGGGACAUGAACAAAAGAACUUCUGUUUUCGUGCAGGUGCACUGCAUCAGCACAGAGUUCACUCCCAGGAAGCACGGCGGGGAGAAGGGCGUCCCCUUCAGGAUCCAGAUCGACACCUUCACCCAGGGAGACAGUGGAGAGUACACAGAGCACCUCCACUCUGCCUCCUGCCAAAUCAAAGUCUUCAAGCCAAAGGGGGCGGAUCGCAAGCAAAAGACUGACAGGGAGAAGAUGGAGAAACGCACACCUCAAGAGAAGGAAAAGUAUCAGCCUUCUUAUGAUACCACUAUUCUGUCAGAGACGAGGCUUGAGCCCAUCAUCGAGGAUGCGGGUGACCACGAGCUGAAAAAGUCCAGCAAGCGGACUCUUCCUGCUGAUUGUGGCGACUCCUUGGCCAAGAGAGGCAGUUGCUCCCCGUGGCCAGACAAUGCCUACGCCAGCACCAACCAGGCAGCUACUCCCUCCUUCACCUCCACCCCACUGUCCACCUACACCACCUCCUCAGUACUGGACAGUGACUCGUCCUCUCCCAAUCACCAGGCAGACCCUGGCAGCCAUGGCAACUCGGAGCAGUUGAGCCCCACUGCUUCCAUACAGGACACGCAGAAGUGGCUACUGAAAAAUCGCUUCAACUCCUACACAAGGCUCUUCUCUCACUUCUCAGGUUCUGAUUUGUUGAAGCUAACCCGGGACGACCUGGUCCAGAUUUGUGGGCCGGCAGAUGGGAUCAGACUCUUUAAUGCACUCAAAUCCAGGUCGGUGCGCCCCAGGUUAACGGUGUACGUCUGUCAGGAGUCGCCUCAGGAGAGCCCCCUGCUGGAGAGACACGGCACCAAUGAAAACGGAGAACACAGCAUCUCCUCUAGUUUACAUGUGUAUCAUGCUCUGUACCUAGAGGAGCUCACGGCUGCAGAACUCAUCCGCAAGAUGGCGUGUGUGUGCAGCGUUCCACUGGGAACCAUCAACCAGGUGUACAGACAGGGUCCUACAGGCAUCCACAUCCUGCUGAGUGACCAGAUGGUUUACAACUUGCCUGACGAGAGCUGUUUUUUGAUCAGCACUGUCAAAGAUGAGUUGGGCGAAGGACUCCAUCUAAUCCUGAAGUAGUGAGGAGGACAGAUGGCAUCACUAAUACUCCACCCUCUGUUCUGGAGCUGAAGCCUCCCUCUGUCCCUCUCUGCCUGCCUCUACUCUUUCCUUCUACGUCCUCCCCGUCUCUCUCAACAGAUCGCUCAACGGAAAAGCAGAGAGACUGCGCUAAAAGCCAUGUAAAUGUUAGAAUCUGACAUGGGUGUGUCCACUGUUUCAUAUUGAAAACAUUAUUAACAGAGGAGAUUCGUUCAAAGAAGAGAGACUGGGGGAGGAUAUGGGAUUAGGAGGAAAGUUGACAAUGUUCUAUGUAUUUUUUGAUUCGUUAUUUUAUUUUUUUGUCUUUUAUAUGGGUUCCGUGUGGAGAAGGGAGGGUGGAGGCUCCAGGAGAGAGGGCUGGGUGGCGUUCUGGCCGGCAGGAGAAGGAAAGAAAGCAGAGUUUCCUUAUUGCUCGUUGCCCUUCCUACACAGCGCACACAACCAGCACUAGGCCAGUAUUUGAUAACCUGUACUGCUGAACAGCAUGCGAUCUCAUACUAACUUGCUUCAAAAGGAGAAAUCCCACCUUUUACUCUGCUUGUUUAACAUUCUUGAAGGGGUUGUCUUAAUUAACCAUUUGUCGAUCAGCUGAGCUUGGUAACCCCCUUAAAUAUCCAGGCUAAAUUUGUGGGAGCUGGCAUCGUUUGUGGAUGUUGACGCCAUGUUUUUGGUUUUAUUUUCUUGUCAGAUGGACAGAUUUCAUUAACUCUCGUCGCAUAGAGUCGUCCUAUGCGACUUUGACUGACAGCCAUAUCUCUGUGUCGACACGCUCAGCUCAGCUCUCCUAACGUUCGUCCCGUUCGUCCCGCGCUUUUGCCGUUUUUAGUUGAUGCUUUAUUUAUGGAUCAGCGGUUUCUAUUGAUCUCAUCAAAUUUAUUCGUUUCUGGUGCCAUAUUGGCUUUUUUUUAGCUCGAUCUUUUACUCACAUUUACACACGGAGCACACACACACUUGAUCUCUCGACUCCUCUGAGUGUGUACCGACUUUGAACACUGGCUUAGAGAAGGAUGGUUCUGGGAUUUUUGGCCGCAAAGGUGCAAGAAAAGAUUAAGCGGCUUAAGAAUAUUGUCUGAAAAACCUACUAUAAAGUGGACCAAACAGGUUUGAGACUGAUAGCCGUUUUUUUUUUUUUUUUAAGACAUCUGGGUGAUUAGAAGCAUUAAAAGAAUUGAUGAGAAGUGGAGUUGCUUGUGUGCUACAGUCAUAAAUCCUCCAUUCCACGUUCUGCUUUGCAAAAAAAACAAAACAAAACACAAGCCAUCCUGCAGCAGGCUGGUAGAAAGGCAUCACCCGGUUCCAGCAGUCUUACUCUGUAGACUAGAAAAUCAUGGCAGCACCACAUCCAUUCUCAGAAUCUUGUGUUUUUAAUGUAGCUGAACACAGGAGGAGCAGGUCACGUGUUUCGAGUGCUCUUAUCUUUGAAAAGUGACAGGACUCCUGGGAGUCGGCGUUGGUUUAGUUGACCUUUUUGAUUUUGGUACACAGUGUCUGGCAUUUUUGAAGUGCACACGGUUUCCACUUCAACGUGUCGCUGUCAGAAUGUGUGUGUGUGUGUGUGUGUGUGUGUGUGCAUGUGUAUCAUUUCUUUCUUUCGUUGUUCUUGCAAAAGAGACUUCAUUGUGUCAUAAACUUUUUCCUGUUGGUAUGAAGAAACUGUGUUGUAGCUUGCUAUUUAGUAAAGAGCAUGUGGAAGAUGGCGAAAGAUGAAGUUUUUUUUGUCAGUGAGUGUAACCCCUCCUUUUUCCAACUGUUAGAGACCAAGCCUGCACUGAAUAAAUUCACAAAAUUCAAGCUUGAUGUGUAGUCAUAGUCCUACAGCCCCACCCUCUUCUUAUCCACCUAACGAGAAGGAGAACAAACAAAAAAAAACAAAACAAGAAUGUCGAGACUAAAGAGCAUCUGUGUUUUUGUCUCACCACACGCCAGAGCCGGGACUGUAGCUCUUGUGGUGUUUACGAGGACAUGAGUACCGCAGCACAGGAAAAACUGUGUCCAUCGACUCGGAAAUUAGUGAGAACAGAGCGGAUGUGAUACGGAGUGAGGCGUUCUGGUCCGCUACAGGCCUGACCGACCUGUGUGUCUGUCUGUGAUUGUGUGUGAGAGUGCGAGCAGGAGAGGUGACCACUGUUAAUGUACAGCCUAAUGUCGACGACGACGAUGAUGAGGAUGAUGAUGAUGCUUCUCAUGUGCACAGUAUCAUAUGCUGGAGAUGUACACAACCACAUGUGCUGGGAAUAAAUGAUUUCAUAACUUUC